GAUAUGAAUGAGCAUUAUCAAGCCAGCCUCCUUCAUUCACCAGUGAUUUUACAAAGUGAGUAAAGGAGAUUGCGGUGUUUCAGUAUAAGGUUGCUGAACUGCGUACUUUUUAACAUCUCUCAGUGAAAUUUAAAUCAUGAAGGUUACAGACAGUAAUGUGAUUCGGUUUCACCUUCAAGUUAUUUAUGGGAUAACUGUGAAGAGCUCUGAGAAGAAAAAGGAGAGACUGUUCAUCGGUGGUACAAAGAUCUUCGGUGUUCCACUGGAGAUUUUACCCAGGCAAUACAUUCCUGUGUUUGGACUGGUACCCUGCUUUUUGGUGGAUGCGUGUUCAUUUCUUCUGGAGCGUGCUGGGACUGUAGGCCUGUUCAGAAAACCAGGCUCUCUUCCUCGCAUUAAGACCCUCAGGGCCAAGCUGAAUAGAGGAGAAGGGUGUCUGUCCGCAACCCUCCCUUACGAUGUUGCAACGCUCAUCAAACAGUUUUGCAGGGAGCUGCCAGAGCCUUUGUUCCCCCCUGAGCUCCACGCAGCAUUGCUCAAAGCCCAGUCACUGUCCAACCUGCAGGACAGAACUUCAGCCCUCCAGCUGCUGUCCUGUUUGCUACCUGCCAGAAACUCCUCCUGUCUGCAUUACCUGUUUGACUUCCUCUCCGCAGUCUCCCAGAGAUGCCCCGAAAACUUGAUGACCAGCUCCAACCUCGCUAUCGUCUUUGCUCCUUGUCUUUUACCGCCUCCCAACAAGGCAGAGAUGUCUGAAGGGCGACUGGAACUCAGAGUUCUCGUCCUACGCACGUUCAUUGAUAAGCCUCACUUAUUCGGUGUGAUUCCUAAAGCUGUAAUGGACAGUAUGGAGUUCCUGAUGAAUUUCCAUUUUCUGAAAGAUACAAAGCAAGGACACAGAAAAAGACACGGUUUUAAAGUGACACGGUCUGUGAAGACGAUGCCCUGGGUUCAAGCGAGGUCGAAGGUCAAGCCUCCGGCCUCUGAGCAGAGCCAAGAGUUCACCUCAGGAGACAGACCAUCACUCAGGAGAAGCCUCGGCCUCGAGACUUUCCCCAAUGUCCUGCUGUUUAGGACCUGUAUGCCUCAUGCAGAACACGAUUUCAGUCCUGCAACGACUUUGUUGGACAGCAGCAGCCCCGUUGGCAAAGAAGCAUGCAAGACCCUGCAGGAGAGACUAAAAAGAGAUCUGCGUUUGGUUCAUUUCCCGAGGUUCACCAGAGGACAAGAUGCACACAGCUCUCCUGUGCUCACUGGUGUCGGGAGACUACAGCUCACACCUAGGAGAAAGUGCUUUUCACUGUAAACUUUUAAUAAGAAGUUGUCAUGUAGGCUAUGCCCCAAUUUACUGCAGCAUUUAAGGUUAUGUCUGAUGAACGGAUUUAUAUUUAUAAGGUGGUUUAAUGUCUUAAAUCAGUUCUUAAGUUAAGUUUUAACAUUCUACAUUUUAAUGAAUUUAUGUAUUUGACUAUUUAUUUCACACCAAGAAUGCGUUCACCAUACUUUAUAUCAAGUGAAUAAAUUUAUUUUUUCAAAAGAAA
Messenger RNA from Sander lucioperca (pikeperch), 1541 nucleotides. RefSeq names its product rho GTPase-activating protein 11A. The transcript has 8 exons. Gene Ontology annotation, biological process: signal transduction. The record is from RefSeq and is a predicted model, not a curated record. NCBI's taxonomy places the organism in Eukaryota, Metazoa, Chordata, Actinopteri, Perciformes, Percidae. The coding region runs from base 137 to 1306 and encodes 389 amino acids.